GUGUCCGCCGUGAUUCGCGCUCGUUCUCCGGGUGCGUUUCCCUUUAAAUCCCGCUGAUCUCAGCUCCUCUGAGAUCACCAGACAGCAGAGGACGAGGCGGCAGCACCAUGGACUCAUGACCAACACCGCCAUCGGAUGCUAUGACCACACACCUGCAGAUUUGCUCAUCAUGGAAAUGGAUAUCGAUAUGAUGCCGUCUUUUUCCUCAAAGGAGGAGGAGAUUGACUUCUGGAAGACUCUUUCCUUCAAGUACAAGAAAGGCUGUGAGGAGGCGCAGGAGGAGCUGCUGGAGUUUCAGGAGGGAAGCCGGGAGCUGGAGGCCGAGCUGGAGGCUCAGCUGAGCCAGGCUGAGCAUCGCAUCAAAGACCUGCACUCUGAGAACCAAAGACUCAAGAAUGAGGUGGAGACACUGAAGGAGAAGCUGGAGCAGCAGUACUCUCAGAGCUACAAGCAGAUCACACUACUGGAAGACGACCUGGGUCAAAUGCGCAGCAUCAAGGAGCAGCUUCACAAAUACGUCCGAGAGCUGGAACAGUCCAACGACGACUUGGAGAGAGCCAAGAGAGCCACCAUUGUGUCCCUGGAGAACUUCGAGCAGCGCCUGAACCAAACCAUCGAGCGGAACGCCUUCCUGGAAAGCGAGCUGGAUGAGAAGGAGUCGCUCAUGGUCUCUGUGCAAAGAUUAAAGGAUGAAGCCAGAGAUUUGAGACAGGAGCUGGCUGUGCGAGAGAGGCAGGCAGACGUUAGCAGGAUGUCUGCUCCCAGUUCGCCCACUCAGGACAACGUGAAGAUGGACUCCGCCGUGCAGGCGUCGCUUUCCUUGCCUGCAACCCCGCUGAGCAAAGGUCUGGAAAACGCCUUCGCCAACACGCCAACAGUGUUAUCCAAUGGCUACGGCAGUAAUUCCCCUCUGACACCGUCGGCCAGAAUAUCAGCCCUCAAUAUUGUCAGCGAUUUACUGCGUAAAGUUGGGGCGCUCGAGUCCAAGCUGGCCGCAUGCAGGAACUUUGCCAAGGAUCAGAAAUCCAGGAAGUCGUACACGCUCGACAACGGCAACGUGCUGAACGCAAACACAGCCAUCUACUCACAAGCACUGCACACCUCUUAUUUUGACAAGGCCACGGCCGUGAACGGGCUAAAACCGGGCGCCAUGGCAGCCGUCACUGCACCUCCCGUCUCCUCGUCUGCCGGCUUGGUGCCCCUGGCCGUGUGAUCGUCUAAAGAGGGAGCAGAGAGCGAGCACGAAGGCCUCACCUGUCCAUCUCUGUCGCUGCGUCUCCUCCAUGUUGUGUCUGUGGUUCUGACUCGGCACUUGUGCUUCGUAUCUGCAGUAUACCCAUCGUCCGUGUGUAAAUAUUGUGUUUACGCUGUUUGCUCACUCACUGGUGCAAAGACUCAACAUCCGUCUCUUCCUACUCCCGGGUGACUCAUGUUUCUCAGAAAAAGGAAAAAAUUAUGCAAAUAGUGUUAGAAAUAUCAAUGAAACCGUUAAAAAUUGAUUAUUUUGUGUGUAUUAAUACACUUUUCCCACAAAUGUAUCUAUCAUUUAGCAAUAACACCACUUUACCUUCUGCAGAGUAAAGAGUUUUUAACAGGGAGACAUCCAUACUGCUGCCGGGAUUUACCUGGAGUCACAUGACCUGUUUCUCCGUCACCUGUUCAGAAAUGUGCGAGCUGAACUCCUCAAAUGUUCAAAACCACCACCUCGAGCAUAAAUGCUGGACCUACAUUUAACUUGACUUUGAAUCACCAGUGGAGUGGAGCUGUUGUAGUGUUCAAACCUGUUAACCAGCAUUUUUUUCUACAUUUACAUUCAUGGUUUUAUCCAACUUUUCAUUCAGUCGAUAACCGUUUAUAGUAGGUUCCUAAAAUGAAGCACUUUCACUUCAUGUGAACUUUAAUUCUUGUUUGUUUGAAUGUUUUACAUUCGUGCAAUAUCACCUGUUUAUUACUAUUCAUAAUGUUUAUUUAUUUUAGAUUUCUUUAAGCAUGUACUAAUAAAAGAUGUAUUUAUACUGUCA
Molecule: messenger RNA, 2021 nt
Organism: Oryzias melastigma (Indian medaka)
Lineage: Eukaryota; Metazoa; Chordata; Actinopteri; Beloniformes; Adrianichthyidae
Gene: ndel1a
Product: nudE neurodevelopment protein 1-like 1a
Exons: 9
Coding region: 116-1213 (365 amino acids)
Biological process (GO): cell migration; vesicle transport along microtubule; centrosome localization
Cellular component (GO): centrosome; kinetochore; kinesin complex
Molecular function (GO): microtubule binding
Source: RefSeq, a predicted model, not a curated record